Molecule: messenger RNA, 3724 nt
Organism: Acanthopagrus latus (yellowfin seabream)
Lineage: Eukaryota; Metazoa; Chordata; Actinopteri; Spariformes; Sparidae
Gene: cryba1a
Product: crystallin, beta A1a
Exons: 7
Coding region: 2673-3263 (196 amino acids)
Biological process (GO): lens development in camera-type eye; visual perception
Molecular function (GO): structural constituent of eye lens
Source: RefSeq, a predicted model, not a curated record
CGGUGCUCUAGUUUGUCUUUCGCCUUCAUAUUUUCUCUCUUUUUCUUUUGAUCCUCAGUGCAGCCGGUCCAAGCCUUUGAGCCCCGUGUGUGUAAUGUGCUGACUGCAGGAGUGGCAUCCAUCUCUCUAUUGUUUAGACAGGCGACUGUUGGACACUCUUUCGCUUAUUGUAUACACAUACAGAUACAACCCCACAUACACACUCCGGUCAUAUGCACACAUGCGUUUGUACACGCACAGUGGAAUGUGUGCACGCUGACAAAAUAUUACCUUUUCUGGAAAGCAAGUGAUGGAAGAUAUCAUGUGAUAACGUUUCUAUAAGCAAAUGCAUUCACAGUUUGUGUUCUGAUAACUGAUGUAACUGGUGGAUCAGUAUUGUCUCAUGGAUCUCUCACACCUGUGGCAUUAUGAUCCUUGUAAUGUUUCCAGAACAUCAGGAUUUCCAUUUGAUAGGAAUUUCUGGCAGGGUUUAACAGUCACAAAAAGCCUGUGGGCAAAUGUUUGUGGCAUGAAGUUGAAGAACUGAUUAUUAGAGCACUGAGAAAGAGGCCAGAGGAAAUGUCAUCUGACAUCUAUGCAACUUUAGACAUUUAUUAGAUUUACAAGAUUACUCUGAUUCUAACUUAUAUAAAACAGGAAACGGAGAACAUGCCUUGCUUUCUCAGAGCAAUUAGGCCUACGACAUCAACUUACAGAUGAAGUCAAAAUUAUGUCAUCAUCUUUCCGGAGUAUCAAUUUGCUCGGACACUAACGGAAAGAAGAAAAAGAAACAUAUAGAGAUGUUUUGUUCUGCAGCCAACAAGCUCUCCGACAUACUCUUUGUUGACCUGAGUCGAGCAAGCUUCAUGCUGAACGCAGGAAGAGACUAAUUCAAAUUAAUCCCAUAAAAAUCAUACAAGAGAGGUGGAGGAAGUAAGAAAUAUUUUUUGCCAAAGCAAAAGCAGCAAUACAACACUGUAGAAAUAUUGAUAUAAUAAGUGAAAGCCCUUCUUUCAAAAUUCAUUUUUCAGUUGAAUUGAUAAAUAUCAACCGCAAAUUAGACAAAUAUCACAAUUUACGGUACUCAUUAUGCAGAGAGGCUUCUUUCGAAGUGUUAUACUUUUAUAUAUUUAAUUAUCAUUUGAUUGCAUGAUCUAUUUUCCUCUAACAUGUAGUAGAGUACAUUGCAAGAAAUGAAAAUAACUUAAAUAAAAUACAAAUAUUUUGACUUUGUGUCGUACAAUGCUUAAAUUAAUGUACGUAGUUAUACUCCAAAACUGGAGUAGGAUAGUAACAUACAUGCUAAAAGUUUUAACAUUUGAUGCAUCAGUAAUGACAUUAAAUGUUUGCUAAUUCAUCAGCCCAGAUUAUGGGAUGUAUGUAGCUUUGCAACACAAAUAAUGGAAAUGGUUUAUUGGGGUUUAGGGUUUAGACAUUGACAGGUGAACUACUGAUCCAUAAAGAGGCUUGUGUGAAAUGUUUGGAAGAAUUUUAAUUUUGUAUUAGAUAUGAAAUCACUGUACUUUGUGGUGGAAUAAAAAUCUGGACCCUUACUUAAACGAAAGUGAGUGUGAAUGAUGGCAUUUUUCAGCUAAUCCAGUACUAAAGAGUGAAACAGUUCAUUUAGCUUUUGUAGUACAGUUGGAAUAUUUCUUUUAAUCAUUUGAUUUACUGCAUAGGAAAGUUAGGAAUGAAAAUGCGAAAAAAAUGUGAAAGUGAAUUGUAGCUAAAGCUAUUAGGCCAAUGUAGUGGAGUAUAAAGUGUAAUAUAAAUAGAAUGCAAGUAAAGUAAAAUACCUUGCUAAAGUACUGUUAAAACCAUUAAAUGAGGUACUCUACAAGGUGAGUUGUCACUGUCUGAGCGGAUGUGUGUAAACGUGUAAAAGUGAGAGUUCCUUUGUAUGCUCUGGGUGUAUGUGUGCCUGCAUGAACAGGCCAUUGUGUGCCUAUCUCUGUCCAUGACUGUGUGUGUGCAUGACUGAGCAUGUGUGUACAUAGGAGUGAGUGAAACGGUGGAAGGACCAGAGACGUGAGGUCAGUAGAGGUGGACAUGAGGUGCAGACUGGAGACAGAGCACAGCGCAGCGCGGAGAGGACUCAAGUCACUGGCAGGACCAUCCACAUCUAUGGUGAUCUGUUUCCUGGACCAGGCUUUGCCAGGACUUGGUCCAGCCCACUGGUCAUGGACCAUUUGGAACUUGUGCUUAUCUGCACUGGGCACGGUGCCCUGCAUCCAGUCCCACUGCGGCGAACUAAAGCCCAGCAGCUCAGUGCUGAACAAUGACCGGAGCAGCAAUGUGCUGACUCCUGCCCCGACCCACAGGCCCAGCUGCUUUCAGCACCAGCAUGUAUAAAUAGGUCCGUUUACUCCGGGGUCAGGACAUCGUUUUUGUGGAGCCCCCUGUGAGCACUGCACCGCUAUUCUUUGGGGCCGGUCAGGUAAGCCAUCCAUCUUAAUCCAUGCAGCCUAUAGACUUGUGCACACCAUUGUCACUUUACAUUUUUGUGCCUUUUGUCUGUGUUGUUUCUGCUGAGCCACGUAAAUGUAUAGACUGUGGUCAGACACGCAGAUGCAUAGACACACUGACCACUGGGAGAACAGACGGCACUGUGCCUACGUCAACAGCUCGCUCCAUCAAGUGUGAGCAUGAAGUAGCCUCAAGAAAGGUAAAUCAGCACUGAGCAACACAGUAGCAUGGCUCUGAAUAAUCCCACCCCACUGGGACCAUGGAAGAUCACAGUUUAUGACCAGGAGAACUUCCAGGGGAAGCGUCUGGAGUUUACCUCAGCCUGCCAGAACAUCAUGGAGUGUGGCAUCGACAACAUCCGCUCCCUCAAGGUGGAGUGUGGCGCCUGGGCAGGAUAUGAGCACUCCAGCUUCUGUGGACAGCAGUUUGUGUUGGAGAGGGGAGAAUAUCCUCACUGGGAGUCGUGGAGCGGCAGCAACGCCUACCACAUCGAGAGGAUGAUGUCCUUCCGCCCCAUCUGCUCUGCUAACCACAAGGAGUCCAAGAUGGUGCUGUUUGAGAAGGAGAACUUCAUGGGACGCCAGUGGGAGAUAAAUGAUGACUACCCCUCUCUGCAGGCCAUGGGCUGGGGCAACAAUGAGAUUGGAUCUAUGCAAGUUCAGAGUGGCUCCUGGGUGUGCUACCAGUUUCCAGGUUACCGUGGCUACCAGUACAUCAUGGAGUGUGACCAUCAUGGUGGCGAGUACAAACAUUACAGAGAGUGGGGCUCCCAUGCUCAGUCCUUUCAGGUGCAGUCGCUGCGUCGAAUCCAGCAAUGAGACCUGCAGCCUCCUCUCCCAGCCUCUCACUCUUUACCUCCUCCACCUCCCUCUCCUCCACCUCCUCCUCCUCCUCCUCCCUUCACCCAGUCAUUCCAAGCUUUAACCAGCUCUGUCAGACCUUAGUGAACUAAGGCUGACACCUCCUGGUGCUUCACUAUCAAGAUGUUUUUGUUUUGUUCUGUUGCCAAAUGAAAACAAAGAGAAACGAGAUAAAGAGAAAGAAAUCAAUAAAAAGAAAACACUGAAGAGAAGCCCCUGACUGACGACAGGCCUCAUGAUGGCAGGGUGGUGAUGUCACUCAGAGUGCCUCCUCAUAUUUGUGGAUAAAAAUGGUGCUACCAGUGGUCAAAAAAAAAAAAAAAAAAAAAAAGGAAUGGGCAACAUAAAAUAAACAGAAAUACAAGAGUCUGCUGCUAAACUUCAUGGUGCUCAGUUGUGAUUUAUUUUCACAUUCACAC